This is a messenger RNA of Paramecium octaurelia, 1563 nucleotides long. Lineage: Eukaryota; Ciliophora; Oligohymenophorea; Peniculida; Parameciidae. The record is from the annotation of a GenBank genome assembly.
AUGUUUUAAAAUUAGUUUUAGAAUACACCGUUGUUUGAGAUAUUUGAUUCCAAAGGUAUUUCUAUAAACCAAUUAGAUGUACUAAAUAAAGCCAACAAGGAGAAAGAGAAGCAUUACUAACAGCUAUUAAAAAUUACAACAAAUAGUUUUGUUAAAGAUUUCGAUAAAUAAUUAAAGAGUAUUAACGAUUCUUAAAAACCAUAGACUAUAUUAUUGAAUUGCAAGGACAGAACACCAAAGUCCAUUUUCCAAAGGAAGGAGAUCUAGGAUUAGUCUAACAGUUUUUAUGUCUCUAAAUCUAUGUUCCAUAGACAUAAUAAUGGACAUUUGAGUUUUCAAUUACUGAUACCUCUAAAACUAAGCGCCAUGUUUAUUUAACAUAGAAUUGUAAAUAAAUUGAGAAAAAGCCAUUCCACAUAAGAUAUCCAAUAGAAGUACCAAAAAACAUUUGGCUAAACCUUUAAAUAGAUCUACAUUCAUUUAUUUAAGGUUGGAAAGGAAUGACAUUUAGAUCGCUAGAUUUAUUUGUCAUUUAAUCCCCUUGCAAAUUAAGAAAGAUUUUUACAAUGAAAUAGGCUGAUCAAGAUGGGUAUGCUCCUUUUCAUUAUUUUAGGUCCAUCAUGGGGAAACAUGGCUUUCCAAUUGGAUUUGAACACCAAAACCUAAUAAUUUAAUAUCAGGACAAUAAUUUGGAGACCUCCCAAGACAGUUGCCAAAUGAAGUAUUACAUGUUCUUUAUGAUUUAAGGAUUACUUCCAAAAAAGCAACUGGAUUUUCAUAACAAUCGCAAAGCCAGUAAAGUUAGAAAUAAUAAAAGUUAACUUAGGAGAAAAUAACCAGGGCUAAUAUUGUUUAUGAUGAUCAUCCUACACCCAAAAAAAAGACUUAAUAACCUUAAUAAUUGUCUUAAUAAUAAAAAUAAUUGAUCAUUACUUCAAGUUCUAAAUCAAAUCAACAAGACAUUUCUUAAAAUGAAUUUGACAUGAGUACUAAAUUGUCUGUUAGAAAUAAUAAAAUUAGCCAACAAGCUGACAGUGUCAGAAGGAAUGAUAAAUCGGUUCAAAAACAUAGGGAUUUAUCAAGUAAUAAAAAACAUUAGAGUAAUGCCAGAAUGGCACAUUCAUUUCCUCGUAAACCACCUUUGUAAGAAUAAUUGAAUUAAGAUUAUUACAUAAAAACACAAAAGUUUACUACCUUUAAUGAACAAAAGCAAAAAGAUGAUGAAAUAGAAGAAAACAUAGAAAUAGCAGUUGAAUAAAAGGCAGAGGAGAUUAUAGAGGAAAGUCAAAAAAAAAUUAUAACCGCAAAUAAUUUUAAUAAGAGAAGUUUGAGUGAACUUAAAGGGGAAUCUAAUAACCAAAGGGUAAUUAAUCUAUUAAAAGCUAGAAUGAUUAGUAAUUCGAAGAUAGCUUAGAAUAACCAUUUAAGAAUAGUGUCACUACAUUUGCAUAAGAAGGUUACUAUGCAAAUUAACUAAAAAAAUAUACAGAUUUAAAUCGACCAUUCACUCCAGAAUAUAACUCCGAUUUCAAAUUUGGACAAUCCAAUUAUUAAUAAUUCUGA